Molecule: messenger RNA, 1686 nt
Organism: Daucus carota subsp. sativus
Lineage: Eukaryota; Viridiplantae; Streptophyta; Magnoliopsida; Apiales; Apiaceae
Exons: 4
Coding region: 160-1356 (398 amino acids)
Source: RefSeq, a predicted model, not a curated record
AAGCAGUGUAGAUUUACUUGUGGCCAUGAUGGAGUGAGCUUCCCUAAUUUCAGUUACCUCAGUGUCUCUGCCUAAACAAAACUGUCUCUGCUCCUCUUUCUUUCCCUGUGAUCCAUAGAACAAACCUCGUACAUUUUUACAUACAUUCAUGGCUUGUCGAUGAAACUAAAUCUCCGAGGCCAUAGGCGCCUAGGUGUGUGCAGAUCACACUAUUAUUUCUUACUUGCCAGGAACAUAAGAGUAAUAAUGAUGUCAUCACAGGACAGCUCCAUUUUGUCCACCGGUCUCUUGAGGCGUGUCCUGAUAGGGGCAGUGUUCUUUUUCGGUGUCUCGGCAUCCUGUUAUGUUUUGUUUCGAGCUGCAGACUCUGUCGGUUUUCGCUUUCCUGAUGCGCUUGAUCCUACUUCUCGGUUUAGUUAUGGUUUUGCAGACAACAAUAUGACCAAUCCUCAUCGUGCGAUAAAUAGGCUUGCAAGAGUGUUGAAGGCUGCUGCUUCGCCAAACAAAACGGUCAUAAUAACGACAUUAAAUGAAGCAUGGGCAGCACCAAACUCUGUUCUUGAUCUUUUCCUUCAUAGCUUUAAAAGUGGAGAUGGGACUCGUAAGCUCUUGAAUCAUUUGGUGAUUAUUGCCCUAGAUCAGAAGGCUUUUUUUCGUUGCUUGGAUUUACACUCCCACUGUUUUGCACUUGGUACUGAAGGGAUGGAUUUAUCUAAAGAGGCCUAUUUCAUGACUCCUGAUUACUUGAAGAUGAUGUGGAAAAGGAUUGAUUUCCUGCGCUAUGUUCUAGAGCUCGGCUACAACUUUAUUUUUACGGAUGCUGAUAUCAUGUGGUUUAGAGAUCCAUUUCCACAUUUAUAUAUGGACGCUGAUUUCCAGAUUGCUUGUGAUCAUUAUUCUGGCGACUCAGUUGACGUUGAUAGAAAUAAACCCAAUGGUGGGUUUAGUUUUGUCAGGUCUAACACCCGCACCAUAGAGUUUUACAAGUACUGGUACUCCGCCCAAGAAACAUAUCCAGGAUUGCAUGAUCAGGAUGUCCUAAAUCGUAUCAAGUAUGAUUCUUUCAUCACUGAUAUUGGACUGAAGAUACGGUUCCUAAACACCAAUUACUUUGGGGGAUUUUGUGAGCCUAGUAAAGAUUUAAACCAAGUUUGCACAAUGCAUGCCAACUGUUGUUUUGGGUUGGAAAGCAAACUUCAUGAUCUGCGAAUCUUGCUCCAGGACUGGAGGCGGUUCAUGUCCUUGCCUCCUAUGUUGAAAAGAUCGUCUAUAUUAUCUUGGCGGGUUCCUCAAAAUUGCAGUUUAGUCUCCCUUCGCCACUUAAACACGUCAAAAAAGGACCCAGAUGAAGGAUAGAAAGAUUGGCAGAAUAUGUAGUUCAAAAUUAGGCUUCUUUACAUAUUACAACUAAUAUAUUUAUAAUUAUAUGCGUACAGCGCUGUCGCUUUGCUACUACAUAUGUCAAUACUCUGCUGAUGUUUCUCCAUAAGAAAAUGGAGAUAUUCUGCCCCCACUUUGUAGAGAUUAAUUAUAGAUCGUCUUUUUUUUCGUUUUUGGCCAAGUUAUAGGCUGUUCUGUUACUAAUUACAAUAUGUCAUCUUCAUAGAGAGGCAUGUAGGAACAUGCUUGCAGAAAAUGUUGAUCGAUAAUAAUGAACGUGUGUGUACAAAUUAUGUGAUUCUAUGU